Molecule: messenger RNA, 1346 nt
Organism: Danaus plexippus (monarch butterfly)
Lineage: Eukaryota; Metazoa; Arthropoda; Insecta; Lepidoptera; Nymphalidae
Gene: Tk
Product: tachykinins-like
Exons: 3
Coding region: 121-870 (249 amino acids)
Source: RefSeq, a predicted model, not a curated record
GUUGUGUGAACAUUACGCGCGUGUAACGCUGCCGUUGAUAAUUUAAAAAUAACUUCGCGGAGUCAUGAAAGAUCUGUAAAGAUUUUUGUGUGAAUAAACAGAUCGACUACAUUCAGUUCAAUGGGUGCCUCAAAGCGUUGUAUCAUUCUGUUGACUGUGUUACUGGCGUACGUCUCAGCCCAGGAGGUGGUGCGGAGAGUCCCUCAAGGGUUCCUAGGCAUGAGGGGCAAGAAGUACUUCGAGGUCGGUGGACCUGAUCAGUUGUAUAAACGAAAACCACAAUUCUUCGUCGGAGUCAAGGGAAAGAAAGGUCUGUAUGAUGACGCCGAGUACAAGCGAGUCCCGAUGGGCUUCGUGGGUAUGAGAGGAAAAAAGACUUUGAUGUCUGACUUUAUGAACUACCCAGAAAGUUUUGAAUACGUUCCAAAACGAUCGGGGUCACUAAUCGGGCAGAUAGAUUACUCCACCGAUGACAACAUACCUGAAUAUCCUGUUCUUAACGAGGUUAUAGAGGAGUAUCUUCAGAAACUCCGCGAUGAAAACACUGAGGUCCCCGCGGAGACCUCGGAUGGAGAUGACUCAGGCCUAUUCACUAACGAGGUGGGAAAACGAGCGAAUAUUCACAAAUUCUUCGGGGUCCGCGGCAAAAAGUCGGGGCAAGAUAAAAGGCCGUAUGACGUGUCGUUCCGAGGGAAAUUUAUAGGCGUGCGUGGGAAGAAGGACCUGAAAAACAGUGGACAGGAACCGUUUGAAGCUAACGAGCCCUGGACGAAGAGGAGACAGACGGGAUUCAUGGGAGUUCGCGGCAAAAAGUGGGCUGAUGACAUUAUAGAUUCGGAGCCGACCAGUGAUAUGAACGUAACGAAUUAACUUCGCGUUUUUAAAUCCUGUAAUGAAAGUUAACACUGAAACAUAUCGUAGCGAGUGUCGCAGCUCUUUCCCCUGUCAUAACAUAAGGCUUAUCAUAGCGUCCGUUCUAGAGAUCUAUAAUUCUAGUCACGCGUUUAUUUUAAGUGAUUUAUCUUAAUAAUGUUAAAGUAGGUGCAGAUCAUAUUUAAUUGACAUAGUCAAGCAAUACUACCGUAUUAUAUGUCUAUAUUUUCCUAUAUGUAGUCCAUUUAUAAGCGAUCUUCGUAGUUUAAAUCCUAUUUCCGGUUUCUGAUCCAUUAUUUGAGAGCAGUUAUUAAUGGCCGUUCCGAUCUCUCUAACAUGUUCCGUAUCCUAACGUUAUAUCCACUUGUUAUAGUCUGUUGUUGCUGUCGGUGAAUCAUUGAAGGUUUUUUUCAUCUCGCGGAGGCUGGCGAUGUGCUUAUAUAAUUGUAAUUAAUAAAGUCGGUUGUCAAUUU